AAAUCACGAUUCGCAAGGCCAGCGAAACGGAGAACAGGGAAUAUUCAUUGAAGAUGCCGUUUCACAGCUAUUUAAUACGAUUUCUACCAAACAAGAGACUGUAAUCUGGAUUGGGGAGCUCAAGAGGAGACAGGUAUCCUCUGGUCAAGGAAAUAAGAGCUGAGGGAGAGUUGUGAGAUCUAAACCAUGGCGAAGACGCAGCUUGAAGUUUUGAAUGCCUUGGAUCUUGCGAAAACGCAAUGGUACCAUUUCACGGCAAUCAUUAUUGCAGGUAUGGGCUUCUUUACAGAUGCGUAUGACCUUUUCUGCAUUUCCACAGUGACGAAGCUCCUGGGAAGAAUCUAUUAUUUUGAAGACGGUAAGAAGCCCGGCUCUCUGCCUCCCAAUGUCUCGGCCGCCGUUAAUGGAGUGGCUCUGUGCGGAACCCUAGCUGGACAACUCUUCUUCGGCUGGCUCGGGGACAAAAUGGGGCGGAAGAAAGUGUACGGAAUGACGCUGAUGCUCAUGGUGAUCUGCUCCAUAGCUUCAGGCCUUUCCUUUGGCCACACGGCCAAAUCUGUGAUGACAACGCUCUGCUUCUUUCGAUUCUGGCUAGGGUUCGGCAUUGGCGGCGAUUAUCCUCUUUCGGCCACGAUUAUGUCCGAGUACGCCAACAAGAGAACUCGUGGCGCGUUUAUUGCAGCUGUGUUCGCCAUGCAAGGGUUUGGAAUUCUUGCAGGCGGUGCCGUUUCCAUUAUAGUUUCAGCAGGGUUCAAGAGUCAUUUUAAGGCUCCAGCGUAUCAAGAUGAUCCCAAGGGCUCGACUGUGGAUGAGGCAGACUUUGUGUGGAGGUUAAUUCUGAUGUUCGGAGCCGUCCCCGCGGCCAUGACCUACUACUGGCGAAUGAAAAUGCCAGAGACCGCCCGUUACACAGCGCUUGUGGAAAGAAACGCAAAGCAAGCCGCGGCGGACAUGUCUAGGGUUAUGCAGGUAGAUAUUGAAGAAGAUCGUCAAAAGAUCGAUGAAAUUGCGACCAGGGAACCGAGCUUUGGCUUAUUUUCUGCACAGUUCGCAAAACGGCAUGGACUGCAUCUUCUGGGAACAACUUCAACCUGGUUAUUGCUUGAUGUCGCCUAUUACAGUCAAAACCUGUUUCAAAAGGAUAUCUUUACGGCCAUCGGAUGGAUCCCUGCGGGUAAAAAAAUGAACGCCAUUGAAGAAGUUUAUCGCAUCGCAAAGGCACAGACGCUCAUUGCUCUGUGCUCCACCGUUCCGGGCUACUGGUUCACAGUCUUCUUUAUCGAUCGCAUCGGUCGGUUCACCAUUCAAUUGAUGGGAUUCUUUUUCAUGACAGUCUUUAUGUUUGCCCUGGCCAUUCCUUACAACCAUUGGCGAGGCACCAAAUGUGGCGAUGACUAUUGUGACGGCAACCACAUUGCCUUUGUUGUUCUCUACUCCUUCACCUUCUUCUUCGCUAAUUUUGGUCCCAACGCCACCACUUUCAUCGUCCCGGCGGAGGUUUUUCCUGCCAGGCUCCGUUCCACUUGCCACGGCAUUUCGGCCGCUGCAGGAAAGGCAGGCGCCAUUGUUGGAGCUUUCGGUUUUCUGUACGCCGCUCAAAGCACGCACCAAUCUGAAGUCGACCAUGGCUACCACAAGGGUAUUGGCGUCAAGAAUUCUCUCAUUCUUCUCGGAGUAACAAAUGCUAUGGGCUUUCUGUUCACGUUUCUGGUGCCUGAAACCAACGGCAAAUCUUUGGAAGAGCUUUCCGGUGAGAAUGAGGAAGAUGAAGGGACUGAACUUCCACCAUCUGUUUCGACUACCAGAACGGCACCAGCUUAGUAGAAGGUCAAAAGCUGCGGGUAAAAUAGGGAAUAAUGAAAAAAAGUAUUAUUUACAGGUCCAAAAACAAUUAUUCUUCACUGUUUUAGUAAAUAUUAUAGUGUAAGGCUUGGUUAAUUUUAUAUUAUAGAGGAAGACUCUUUUUUUUGGUGAUUGCAAAUAGGGUCUUUCUGGGUUUCCCAUGGUUGAAGUAUAUUUCGGAGCUUUCUUAUUGUAAAGUACUAUCUUAUCUGUACUGAGUUUUUUUUUGGCCUUAUAAAAUAAGGGAUAGGUUUGGAUC
Molecule: messenger RNA, 2101 nt
Organism: Cryptomeria japonica (Japanese cedar)
Lineage: Eukaryota; Viridiplantae; Streptophyta; Pinopsida; Cupressales; Cupressaceae
Product: low affinity inorganic phosphate transporter 1
Exons: 2
Coding region: 187-1821 (544 amino acids)
Biological process (GO): transmembrane transport; phosphate ion transport
Cellular component (GO): membrane
Molecular function (GO): phosphate transmembrane transporter activity
Source: RefSeq, a predicted model, not a curated record